This is a messenger RNA of Quercus lobata, 6157 nucleotides long. Its product is annotated as TMV resistance protein N-like. Bases 233 to 3277 code for a protein of 1014 amino acids. Gene Ontology annotation, molecular function: ADP binding. Lineage: Eukaryota; Viridiplantae; Streptophyta; Magnoliopsida; Fagales; Fagaceae. Gene Ontology annotation, biological process: signal transduction; defense response. The transcript has 15 exons. The record is from RefSeq and is a predicted model, not a curated record.
ACGUGACUCCCUGUGUCUAUUUCUACUCUUUACUCUACCUUUACUAAUUCUUCUACACUUCAUCUUCAUCUUCUUCUAUUUGAUCAGAGAAACACAGCUCGCAGAGUCGCAGGGGUUAAUUUAUUGAUUGGAGCGAAUCAGUUGAAGAGUGAAGACUUUUAGUUCAAAAAAGUCAGAAUAUUCUUAUUUCAUCACAUCUUUGAUCUUCUCAAUCUUCUGCUUGUCGACUCUAAUGGCUUCAUCAAUCCAACAAGGAGACUCCUUUUCUUCUCCCACUCGCCGGUGGGACUACGAUUUCUUCUUGAGCUUUAGAGGUGAAGAUACCCGCAAUGGCUUUACUGGCCAUUUAUAUCGUGCUUUGGUUGACAACGGUUUCAAGACCUUCAUUGAUGAUGAACUCCCAAGAGGAGAACAAAUUUCAGCGGAACUUCUCAAAGCUAUCAAAUCGGCUAGGACUUCAAUUAUUAUAUUCUCUCAAAACUACGCAUUUUCGUCUUGGUGCUUGGAUGAACUUGUCGAGAUUCUUAACUGUAAGCAAAAUGGACAAUUGGUUCUACCUGUUUUUUACAAAGUGGAUCCAUCUGAUGUGCGUAAGCAAAAAGGUAACUUCGAAGUAGCACUGGCUGAACAAGAAAACAAAUUCAAGGAUAACAUAGAGAAGGUGCGGAGGUGGAGGGCAGCUCUAAAUGAAGCGGCUAAUUUGUCCGGAUUGCCAUAUAAAGAUAGCGGCCCUGAAUACAAAUUUAUCCAACAAAUUAUUGAGCGCAUAUCGUAUACCAAAUCAAAUAGCAUACACUUAUCUGAUGCUAAUCACCCUGUUGGAGUAAAUUCUCGUGCCGAGGCCAUAGAAUCACUUUUAGAUAUUAAGGCAAAUGAUGUUCGAAUGGUAGGGAUUCAUGGACUUGGGGGAAUAGGUAAGACAACUAUUGCAAGAGUUGUUUAUGACAGAAUUUUUGAGCAUUUUGAAGGAUAUUGCUAUCUAGAAAAUGUUAGAGAAAAUUCUGAAACAAAUAAUGGCAUGAUCCAACUACAGGAGAAACUCCUUUCUAAUAUCUUAGGGAACAAACAUUUGAAGGUGGUGAGUGUAGCCCGUGGAACCAAUAUGAUAAAGGAAAUGCUUCAUUGUAAAAGAAUUCUUUUAAUUCUUGAUGACAUGGAUAAAUCCCAACAAAUAGAUAAUUUGAUUGGAAAUUAUGAUUGGUUUGCUUCAGGAAGUAGAGUCCUUAUAACAACAAGAGACAGACACUUGCUCGAUUAUCUUGGAAACAUUUGUAUAACUUACGAGGUGACGGAAUUGAACAAAUGUGAAGCUCUUGAACUCUUUAAUCAACAUGCCUUCAAAGGAAAAAAACUUGAGGAAGAUUAUUCUGAACUUGUAAACCAAGUCAUACAAUAUGCCAAUGGCCUACCAUUAGCUCUAAAAAUAAUUGGUUCUCAUUUGUAUGGAAAACCAAGUUCUGAAUGGAAAGAAGCAAUACAGCAAUAUAGAAACAUUCCUAAAGGAGAUAUUUAUAAAAAACUUAAAGUAAGUUAUGAUGGAUUGGAGGAAACGGAAAAGCAUAUUUUCCUCGAUAUUGCAUGUUUCUUCAAGGGAAGGAACGAGGAUAAUGUUAUAAAUAUAUUAGAUGCUUGCAAAUUAUAUCCAAAAUCUGGUAUUCCAAACCUUGUUAAUAAAUGUCUCAUAACUAUUGGUGACUUUGGCAUAUUGUGGAUGCAUGACUUGGUACAACAAAUGGGUAGGGAAAUUGUUCGGCAAGAAUCACCAGUCCUCAAAAAACGUAGCAGGAUAUGGCAUUAUGAGGAUGCACUUGAAGUACUAACUGAAAGUGAGGGGUCAGACGAAAUUCGAGGUAUAAUGUGGCAUUCGCCUGAUCCAAUAACAGUGCAAUUACACGCCAAAGCUUUCAAAAAUAUGGAAAAUCUCAAAUUUCUUAUGGUUCAUAAUGUACUUAUUUCUGAAGAAAUUAAAUAUCUUCCCAAUCAGUUAAAGUUACUUGAAUGGGACGAAUAUCCUUCUUCUUUGCCAUCCAAUUAUUGUCCUCAACAACUUGUUGAACUUGGGAUGCCGCGUAGUUGCAUUAGAUUGGAGAAUCUAUUCAAGCAGGGGGGCCAGUACAAUAAUUUGAAAAGUAUGGAUUUGGAAGGGUGUAUGUCCAUUAGACAAUUACCUGGCUUGUGCGCCCCAAACUUAGAGCGGUUGGACAUUAGUUUUUGUGAAAAUUUAAUUGAGGUUCAUGAGGCCAUUGGAUCUCUUGGUAAGCUCAAAUGUUGGAGACUCUGGGGUUGCAAAAAACUUCAAAUUCUUCCUAGCAGCUUUAAGUUGAAAUCUCUUGAACGUAUUAAUCUAGAUGGUUGUGUAAGUCUUGAAAAAUUACCUGACUUGGGUGCCCCAAACUUAAAGAGCUUGCACAUGAUGGGCUGUGAAAAUUUAAUUGAGGUUCAUGAGGCCAUUGGAUCUCUUGAUAAGCUUGAGGAGUGGGCGCUCGAUAAUUGCAAAAAACUUCAAAUUCUUCCCAGCACCCUUAGGUUGAAAUCUCUACCAUCUAUUAGUCUAUGCGGCUGCGUAAGCCUUGAAAAGUUUCCCCGUAUUUACCGAGAAAUGAAAUGUCACAGUUUAUAUUUACAUGAUAGUAGUAUUAGAGAAUGGCAUUCGUCAUUGAAGUAUCAAAUUAGUUGGCUUAAUUGCUUAAACCUAGCUAAUUGUCAAAACAUUGGGGAUUUUCUUGUUAGCAUUUCAGGAUGUAAGUUUACGAACUUGAGUUUUCUGGAAGUCCGUGAUUGUGACGGACAUAUACUUGAAUCACAUAUUUUGAUGAAGCCCGAUUCCUUCCCCUCAUUAGGUUUUCUAAUAAUAGAUGGCUGUAAUAUUGUUACAAUCCCGGAAAGCAUUAUUGGAUUUACCACAUUAGAAAAACUUAGCAUGCGUAAUUGCAAGAAGCUACGAGAAAUUCCAAGGCUUCCACAGCAUAUAAGAAGCGUGAACGCAGCAAACUGCACGUCGUUGGAUCUACUAUCAUCAUGCAGAGUAUUGAAUCAGUUUCAAGAAAUAUUCAUGGAUCCCUCGUUUUCUGAUUUCUGGCCUCUACCACCAAGAUUUGAGCUUCCGAAGGGGUACACAUUGAGACGUGAGAUUUCUGAUUUCUGGCCUCCUGAACUUGUACUACCAAGAAUUGAGAUUCCGAAGGAGUUCAAAUUGAACCAUCGGAGUGAUGGAAAUUCUGUAUCAUUCGUGGUUGGCCGUGAAUUUCAUAAAUUAAUUGUCUGUUUUGCUUUUUGAUCGGCGAAGGCGAAACCUAUAGCAGCAACUUGUUUUGUUGAUUCCACCAAUGGUUUUUCAGAUGAAAAAAUAUUAAGUUGUCACUUUACAGGAAGAGGUUCUGAGCAUCUCUUCUUACAUCUUGUAUAUCUUCCGGAAUGGAAGGAAUCAAAUCCAUCUGAACAGAAUGACGUUAGGAUUACAGUUGAACUCGAGUAUGAUUAUGAAUAUGAUGAUGAUGAUGAUGAUGACACUUCUUUUGAUGAGCCCAAAAUUACAUGGUUGGGAGUCCAUGUAGACUGCAUCUGUUAUAUGCGUCCAAAUGCUAGGCAUGGUUGUGGGUCUUCCUCAGUCCCUGAUGACAUCAAUCACCAUUCUUUCCCAUCUGAUGUGGGGCUUGAAAUGGACACCACAAAUGGGCUCGACUUACGUAUGGGUCAGCCAAGUUUGGGCUCUACUUAUGGGUUGGAUGAUCUGGGUUCUUCUUCAAUUGCUCGGAUUUGUGAUAACACUGACCCAGACUUUGAAUCAUCAUUUCGUGAUGAUGUGCACGAUUUGGACUCAUCUGCUAGUAGAGAUGCUUGCCCUCCCAUAGUCCUUGAUGACAUUGAGCACCAUUCUUUGCCAUCUGAUGUGCUUCCAGUGGAUACCACAAAUGGGUCCGAAUUAGGCUUGGGUCGGCAAGAUUUGGAUUCAUUUGCAAGCAUUGAAUAUAAUGACUCAGAUGUAGGAGAACAUUGGCUCCUUCGGUUCCUAAAGACACCACCAUUCUCCACUCUUUGCCAGUGCUUCCAGUGAAUACAACAAGUGGGUCCAAAUUAGGCUUGGGUCGGCAAAAUUUGGGAUUUAGUGAUGGGUUUGAUCAGGGUUCCUCUUCAGUGGCCCAUGCCUUUGACAACAAUAAUUUUGACUUCAAUCAGUUUCCACCAUCAAAGAAGGCAAGAAGAUCUUGAUCAAACUUCAAAGAAUUAUGCUUCCACCUGAAAGCAACCUCGAUGCCAAGUUGUUGUUGCUGUUGAAGUAAUUGGUGUUUCAAGUUCAACUCUCAGAGAUGAAAAUGCUUUAGAUCUAUCCAGCCAAGCUGAAUCAUGUGAUGGUUAGUGUGGUAAAAUGUUGAAAGGUCCUAUUGGUCUAAAGGUUUAUCUUUGUUAUUUCUUUUUACUUUUUAGGUUUGAAGUGUUUGCAGGAAUUCAAAACCUCUGAGGUAAGACCAUGGAAAUGUUAUUUUGCGGAUCUCCUACUUUAGUGAUCAAUGUUUUGGUGAAUAUUCUUGGAUGGGAGGAUGGUACAAGGUCGAUGAGUUAAAUUGCAACCGUUUCAUAAUCGUUCAAUGAUUCAGCUUCAAGAGCUACGAUGGGAGGAAUGUGGAGCAGUCAUUAAAGUACUAGAUCCUAUGUCAAGGUCAUCAAGAGGUACUCUCUACAGUUAAAAAGUGAUGCAGCAAACACAUGGGAAGUGGACACUGCAUUUAAACCAUCUGGUGUUCUUUUCAGCAGUUUUCUUGGAAGUAUUGCACCUGACAGGAUCAUAUAUUGGAGGAAUGUGGAGCCGUCAUUAAAGGACUAGAUCCUAUGUCAAGGUCAUCAAGAGGUACUCUCUACAAUUAAAAAGAUUAUUUAUUGCGAGGUUCUGGAAAAGCUCAAACAGGUUCAGCUGCCAAGGAACAAUGAUAGUUUUGAGAUGGAUGUGCAAAUUAGUCCAAAGAUUAACAAAGGGGGGAUUGGAACUUCACACAGCUUUUAGAAGAAGGGUCUAACAUGAAUAAUGAACUUAUGAUGGACUCUCCACAAGAUGACGUCCAUACCCUACAGUUUCCACCUAAAGUUCAAAUGGAAUCCAUUACUAAGAAGACACAUCGGGUGGUAAUUUCACGGUAGAAGAAGACUGUCUCUUUGUGUCAGCAUGGCUCAAUAUUUCAGUAGACGCGAUGCAAGGGAAUGAACAAAAACACAAAACAUAUUGGAAUAGAGUUUUGGAGUGCUUCAAUAAAGAGAAGACAUUUGCAUCUACUCGUAUUGCAAACUCUCUAAUGAAUAGUUGGUCAACAAUUCAACUCCAUACUAAUAAGUUUGUUGGGUUCUUAGCUUUGAGAUGACUAAUCCAAGAAGUGUGAAUGAGCAAAACAAGAUUAAUAAGGCAAAGGAAGCGUAUCUAAAGGUCCAAAAUACUGCAUUCCGAUUUGAUCAUUGUUGAAAUAUCUUGAGGCAUCAACCAAAAUGGUUGGAAUUAAGGCUCAAACAAUAUUAUCAACCGCAACAUCUUUUUCCUCUACUUUGCAUUCGAUACAUCUAGGGGAAGACGAGGUCUCUUAUGCUUUCUUUGUAGACUUUGGAGAGACCACCGGUAGGAAGGCUGAAAAGGAAACGAUUAAAUAAACUAAAAUGUAAUGAUAGUUUGAUUUUGAAUCUUGAAGGGAUAUUGAAUGACAUGGCAGAAAAGAAGAACAAAUAAUCUAAUGAGAAAAAAAAAAAAAAUGCUCUUGAGAGGGAAUUUUCUCAAACUCAAGAACUCGUAGAGAUUAAGAAAAUGAAGCACCAAGAACUUGUGGAGAUCAAGAAAAUGGAGUUUGAAGAGUUGAUUCAUGUUAAGAGAGAGAAGCUUCAAUUAAAACGAAUGAUGAAAGAAUUAGAAAUUACCAUGAUGGAUACUACAAACUUGGAUCCAAAGCAGUAACAAUACAUUAGCCAACUCCACCAAGAAAUCAUUCAACGUCAAGAGAACAGUAAUCGGUGAAUAUUGUUGCAAUGUAGCAAGCUAGUCAUGCAACGUUUUUGUACAAUGCAUGGAUUUUGUUGUUAGGGUGUUUCUAAACUUGUCAAAUUUUGUUGUAUAGAAAUGUGUGCACCAUUUUUUGGUAUUAAGUAAAAAGUGAAUGAUAAUAUUGUGAUUGGAGUUCUCUUU